Stylophora pistillata is the source of this 1799-nucleotide messenger RNA. RefSeq names its product sperm-associated antigen 8. The record is from RefSeq and is a predicted model, not a curated record. Gene Ontology annotation, cellular component: cytoplasm; nucleus. Gene Ontology annotation, biological process: positive regulation of transcription by RNA polymerase II. Gene Ontology annotation, molecular function: microtubule binding. NCBI's taxonomy places the organism in Eukaryota, Metazoa, Cnidaria, Anthozoa, Scleractinia, Pocilloporidae.
AUUAUGCUGUAUUACCACUGUGUACGGCUGAAAGGCGAACCUGUGGCUUUCUUUUGAUUCUGGGUAUAAUUUUUGUGUCCUACAUUAUAGAAAAUGAGUGCGGACACUCUAAGUGUAACCAGACAUAACAAUUCUUCCGGAAAAACUCUGUUAGACAACUGGGUUGAAGAGAGACAAACUGAACAGUUUGAUAAAGCCGGUGAAGUCGAAAUAUCUGAGCUACAUAAGCAAGGACAUAAGGGUAUCCUGACAACAGAUUUUAAUGCUGAAGCAGAGAGAUUAUCAACUGUCAGAGAUUCAUACAGGAAACCAGAGACACUUGGAGUGCGAAAGAUUGGUUUGAGGCAACAACUUCUACAGGAAGAGCUCUACAGACAAGUGAGUGCUGAAGUUGAUGAAGAAUUUAACCUUCCACCUCCUACAGUGGAAUAUGUUUCCACAACCAAGAAGGAUUUUUCAAAAGAGUUUACUCCAAUAGUAAAAGUACCAACACGGGAUCAUGAUGUCAAGACAGAACAACCUGCUACCUUUUGGCUGGAAAGAUCUGAAGAAGUUCAUGGUGUAUCUCAAGUCAGGACCAAGGACACGCCAUUCCGUAAAAAUGCUGCCUUUAGUACCCCAAUAGAUGAGUACAAAGAUGCACCUAAGCCAGGAGAAGGCUGGAAAUUUUAACACGAUCUUUCCCUCACAGUUAAUUAUCUAUGUCAAAAUUGUAAAUAUGUUAGACAAAAUUAAUUGUCUGUUUAUAAAAUUGUAAAAUAAUAAUCAUUAUGUUAAUAAUGACUUAGGUUUUGUUAGCUGUAUAACUUUUAUGGUAGUUUGUAGUUUCUGAGAGAGCUUCAAAUUUGAGUUUAAUAAAUUGAACUUGUUGAAAAAAGAAAUUACCAUUGUUCAGACAAAUAUCUCUUGUCUGGUUUAAACAUGAAAGAAGGAAUAGUAGGGAAAACCCACUGUCCCUUGCAUUAUCUUUUAAGAAAGAGACAUUGAAAAGGCUGUUAUGAUGAACAACUGCAUAGAAGAAGCCAAGGAUGAAAACUCUUAGCGUCAAGAUCGACAAGCACAUUAGCUGGCACAACCACAUCAAACAAUUAAUUGGGAAGCUGAAUUCUAGAAUUAAUCUGCUAAAAAGAGCAAAUGGCUACCUUGACCUCCACUGCAGAAAAUUGUUAUUUAAUGCACUUAUUAAGCCUGUCUUUGAAUAUUGCUGUUUGGUUUGGGGUAACACCCGUAACAAUCAAAUGCUGAGAAUACUUAGAGUGCAGAAAUGUUGUAGUAGGUUAAUAUUAGAUGCUAGUUUCCAUGAUAACUCGGCUCAAAUGUUCAAGAAACUACAGUGGAUGCCAAUUGGUGAUGUAAUACACAUGAAGAAAUUAUGCAUGAUGUUGAAAAUUGUGAAUGCAGAGUGUCCGCAUUAUUUUACAAGCUAUAGAACUUAUGUAAAAAACACCCAUGCUUAUAAUAUACGAGCUUCUUUUCGUGAUCAUCUGGCCGUGCCGAAAUGUCGCUCCAACACUGGCCUUCUAACAUUUCAUGCGAGUGCCACUUACUUAUGGAACCGUCUCACGACAAAUUUAAAACUAUUACAGAUGAAAGCAACUUUUAGAAACUUUUAGUGAACAAUUUCUUAGAAAGUAAUUCAGAUCGUGAACAUUUUACUAUCUCUAGAAUGUUUUGAAUACGUUUAUGUGCAUGCUGUUCUUGAUAAUCUAGUUUUAUAAUUCUUCUUAAUACAGCUUACAAUGUAAAUGACUGGGUUACCAGGAAUUGUGUUAGCAAUUAAAGUUUAUUUAUUUAUUUGG